This is a messenger RNA of Drosophila eugracilis, 2117 nucleotides long. RefSeq lists its product as uncharacterized. Bases 198 to 1904 code for a protein of 568 amino acids. Gene Ontology annotation, biological process: amino acid transport; carbohydrate metabolic process. NCBI's taxonomy places the organism in Eukaryota, Metazoa, Arthropoda, Insecta, Diptera, Drosophilidae. The transcript is spliced from 5 exons. The record is from RefSeq and is a predicted model, not a curated record.
UCCCACACAAUCGCAUCAUUUGUACAGAAUUUUUCAACGCGUUCAUCUCGCUUAUUUUUUGGUGUUCUAUUUUAGGCGUGUCAGAUAGUACAAUCAACGCAGCUGCAGCUGAAAACCCAGUUGAUACCACGGAAGUCUAUAAAACUAUAGCAGAAGAUAAAUUUCUGGCAGUCAGUUCGAGCCCCGAAAAAGUCGACAUGGCCCAAGAUGAGAAAGUGGCCUCCGCCGAUGGAGCCGACGAGCAAAUGCUAGGCUCUAACGGAGUGGAAGACAAGCUGGCCGAGCGUCGGGAUGAGGUGAAGUUUAUCAAAGGCGAUCAUCAGAAUGGAGAUGCCAAGAUCGACAUCGGAACAGUCAAUGGAGGCGGCAAGCCUGCUUUCACUGGCAUGAGCAAGGAGGAGCUCAUGAAGUAUGCGAACGACCCAUUCUGGGUGCGCCUCCGAUGGAUCUUCUUCGUGUGUUUCUGGGCCAUUUGGGUGGGUAUGCUGGUUGGUGCCAUUUUGAUUAUCAUUGGAGCACCAAAAUGUGCUGCCCCGCAACCGUUACCAUGGUACAAGCGCGGACCACAUGCUAAGUUCGCCACUGUUGAUACCUGCAAGCCAGAAGAUGUCCAAGUUGCCAAGAAGAUCGUUUCGGCUGGAGCCAUCUAUGAGUUGCCAGCUGAUCUGACCUACGAAGUAAAGAAGCCCGAGGUGGAGGAGCAGAUCAAGCAUCUUGUGGCCUUGUACCAGGGCAGCGACACCAGAGUUAUUCUCGAUAUAACGCCCAACUACGUGGCCAAGGAAUCGCAGCUGGUGCAGGAUGCCAUUGCAAACCCCGAGAAGCGUUCCGCCUUCGCUUGGGUGACCGAUGGAAGCAACUUACCCAACAACUGGCUCAAGGUGGGCGGCAAUCGCACAGCCUGGGAGAAGGUUGGGGACAGUUAUGUGCUCUCCCAGUUUCAAGAUGGACACUACGACCUUAAGAUGAACAGUACCAUUAUUAGGAAAGAAUUAUCAGGAGUCUUGAAGCAUCUGGUGUCAUUGGGCGUACGUGGCUUCCGUCUGAAAAAUACCAAGUUCUUUUUGCUGUCCGACGGUCUGGACAGUGAGGUGAACUCGGCGGUUUCAAAGGACUUUAGUCUGGGACAAAGUGACUACGGUUUCUACAACCACAAGCAGACCACUUUCCAAUCCGGCCUGGGCGAUGUACUCUAUGAUUACUUGAGUAUCGUAAAGAACGCCUCUGAUGAGGCUUUCUUCUCGGUUGCCGAUGAUGUUAUUCAGCCACAGGUCUACCAGUUGAGCGAGGUUCCCGGAGCAUAUGGCAUCGAUCUCCCCAUUUACGGAGACUUUGUCAAGGUGCUCAGCAAAUCAAAGCCGCACAAAUCGCUGCAGAAGGAUCUGAAGAACACACUUUCCCAAUCCGGCAACAACAGCUGGCUGCAGUGGAACUUAGCGGACAUCUAUGUGGACACCCCGCAAGAUCCAUCUGCUUUAGUCAUGUUCAUAUCCCUACUGCCUGGUGUGCCCGUGGUUCCUGUAGAUGCUGUGGCCUACCAAAAUGUCACCGAGGAGAGCUUCAGGCAGAUUACUGCUCUGCGAAAGACAGCAUCCUACAUGCAUGGAGAACUCAAUAUCUACUAUGCCGAUCCGUUGGUGGCCUUCUCCAGGCAGAGAAUCAAGUCUGGAAAUCCUGGCUACCUUGUCAUCUUCAAUCCCACCGACUUGCCUCAGCCAAGCAACUUUACUACACCGAAGGAUAUUCCCGACAAGAUGACAGUGUCCUAUUUCAGCGAGAAGUACAACGACGACAUCCCAAAUGCCCACAAGGUGGCUCACGCGGGCAGGGUUAAUCCAAAGAAUCUCCAGGUGGCACCACACUCCAGCAUUAUCCUGACCUAUGUGCCAAUAAAGGAUGAUUAAAGUGGCCGUAUUGGCAGAAACAGCAAAAAUAUAUAAUAGUGCAUAAAGGCAUUUAUACAGAUAAUGUAUAAAAGAAAUAAAUUGCUUUGCUUACCGUUGAGAUUUGUAGCCGCCAAACAAAAUUAAAAAGUUAUUUGUUAAGAACUUUUCGGAGUUCCGUGCUUGUUCAAGAGAUUGCUUAAAAAUAAAUACAAUAUUUGCUUGCAUUUAAAA